This is a messenger RNA of Metopolophium dirhodum (rose-grain aphid), 851 nucleotides long. RefSeq names its product mitochondrial import inner membrane translocase subunit Tim23-like. Lineage: Eukaryota; Metazoa; Arthropoda; Insecta; Hemiptera; Aphididae. The record is from RefSeq and is a predicted model, not a curated record. Gene Ontology annotation, cellular component: mitochondrial inner membrane; TIM23 mitochondrial import inner membrane translocase complex. Bases 117 to 698 code for a protein of 193 amino acids. Gene Ontology annotation, biological process: protein import into mitochondrial matrix. The transcript is spliced from 4 exons. Gene Ontology annotation, molecular function: transmembrane protein transporter activity.
UAGUCGCAAUACUACUAUUGUUUUUAUACAAAACAAAACACAAGAGAAAACUUAAAACGGUUGUUUGUGAAUUUCUUUAUUUAAUUCUCGUUAUUAUUCUCAUAACGGCUUCAACAAUGUGGGAUUCAAAAGACAAUGAUAAAGAUAAUAAAAAAGAAGUAUUGGUUCCAUCGCCAUAUUUAAAAUAUGGCCCUCAAGUUCAGCCUUCUCAGCCAGAGUAUAUAUUUCUAAACGGUGCUGGUUCCAAGCAACGGGGACGUUUUGAAACGUGUUUUAUUGAAAUUGGUACAUGGUACUCGAUGGGCGCUACAAUUGGUAUUAUACGUGGAGUACAUAAUGGUAUGAAAAUCGUAUUGCGCGAUAAACAAACUCGUACAUAUAACAGAACACAGUUGUUGAAUAGCGUUUUAAAACAUGGAUCUAAUAUGUCAGAUAAAUUUGGAACGUUAGCGGUAUACUAUAGUAUUUUUGGUAUAAUACUAGAAAAGAUUCGAGGCCAAAAAGACAGUAUCUAUAAUAAUAUUAUUGCUGGAACAAGCACAGGACUUUUAUAUAGAUCUACAAGUGGUCUUAGAAGUUGUGGCAUUGGUGGUCUGCUUGGCUUCAGCUUUACAACGAUUUACAGUUUGAUUUCAUCAAGGAUUAAAAUUAUUGAGGAUAUAAGUGAAACCAUCAUCCUUUCAAAAACUGAUAACUAAAAAUGAACAUCACAGGUUUCCAAUGGCUUACAAUCACACCGAUGUUGUUCAACUAUAAUAAAAUAUUAUACUAUAUCAAGUUAUACUAUAUUAUACAUCAUAUUUUAAUAUAUUAUGUAUUAUAUUAUUAAUUAUAAAUAUUAAUGAUUAUAC